GAGCAACCGUAAAGUGCAGUACUGUGUCCAGGACAAACAGCUGCAAACAUCUGGGCAGACGUGUUCAUCUGGAUGUUUUCAGUGGGAGAAACUUUACAUCAGAUGACUACAGGUUUCCAACCUUAUUAACAAAAUCACAGAAACCAAACAACCUCUGACUAAACGGAUGGCACAACACGGAAGAGCUCAAGGAACUAACCUCCCAGCCCAUUGUUCAGUGGUGCUAGUGUUAGUCAUCAUCCAAAUGUCAUGUUUAUAAGGUGGGAAACCUGCAGUCAGCUGAGACUGAAGCUGUUACCUGGCUGAUGAUGAAAGGUCCAGAUGAACAGAAUCCACUUUUUGAGAUUACUGCUUUGUCUUUUAUUGGCUCAGGGGUUCACGUGUGAAGAGUUGGGGGUUUGAUACCUGGUGUUAGUGUGGUCCUGGUCCUGAGACUGGAAGGUUGAACCAGGAAGUGUGUGUGCUGCAAGUCCUGUGCUGAGCCAAUGGCAAUAAAGGAACAGCUGCACUGUGAUUCAAAUGCUUUUUAGAGCAGCAGCGUGCUGUGUGAAACACUGCCCCCUGCUGGUAAACCUCAAAAUGAAAGCAGUGGUGAUGGCAGCAGCCUGACUGCCUGUGGGGUUUGAUCAAAGAGGAGGAAUUGUGUCUGUAGGUUCUCAGUCCUCCAGGUCAAGGUGAUCUAAGGAAACGACUGGAUGUAUUUCUGAUUCCUGAAGAUGUUUCACAGACUGAAGCUUCUUCAGUUCUAAAACCAGAUGGUGGAGCGUCGCAGGUAUUUAACCCAUAGUGGGAGUUGUACCUUUUUGACCCACUGCUGACCAUGUGCCUCAUCACAUGAGCCAAGGUGUGAAAAAGGCUCGGAAGUGAAUUUCUUCACUGUAUCCUGUUUAUCCCACAAACCUAACAGUGAAUCAUGUUCUGCUGCAGAAGAAGAAACCAGAACAUUUAACUGUGUGGUCAUCAUUAUUAUUAUCAUUAUUAUUAUUGAUGCUGUUGUUGUACGGUCUGUGAUGUAAGAGAGUUUGAUCUGUUUAUGAAAAUCGUCAUGUCCUCUGGUUGGUCAUCAGUCGUCCAACCUCGUCUGAUUGUUUAUGUUUUGAAGCAGUCUGAGAUCAUCACUCAGUAGUAAUCGAGGUGACGACGGGAACAUCAUGUUCAAUCUCCGAGCACGCUCAGGUUAGAGGUGUUUUGAUGCGUAGCGUGGGCGAUGUAGCUUGACCUCCUUCAGUCAGAGGAUGAACUGGAGACGAAUGACGAGUGGAACGUAGAUCAGUGGAUAUACUGAUCACAGGCACACAUGUUUCUUCUGUUUUCAGAUAUUUGCCAACUAAAUUAAAUUUGAAUUAAAAUUUAUAUGUUGAUAUAUGUUAACCCUCAUUCUGCCGGCAUAUUUAGCAUACCGAGUAUUGACGCCUUUCUGGGGACUCAAAACUAAUUUACUGUGAAAUUUAAUAUGUUCUAAUAAAAUGUCCACCCAUCCAUCCAGAUGUUACUAACAACAUGUGCUGGGUAGGUCUGCCUACUUAAAUAUAAUGUAAUCUUUAUUCCAUUUUAAACAGAAAACAGCUGAUACAGGGGUGUGUCAUACUGAAUUUAUGGUUAGAAAGUAAAAAAACUGUCCUAAUUGAGUAUUUCUACACAGUGGUGUUAAUACCGUUACUCCAGGAGCGUAACCGAAUACUUCUAGAGAUCAGAUCAUCAAUGACCCUGAGCAUACUCUGAUUUAUCGGGUUAAUUAUUUAUUCUAAUCAUGAAGUUGUCAGAAAAUUCUGAUUUUUGAAACGGGAAUGUUUCUCAAGCCUUCUGAAAAUCCACCAAUCCUCUUCUGCUUGUCCUCGUCAGGGUCUCGGGGGCGGGAACUGGAGGCUAGCCCAGCUUCCAUAGGGCAAGAGGCGGGUACGGUCUGUCACAGGGUCACACAGAGAGAGGGAGAGAAAGAGACAACCAUUUGCACGCAUAUUCACACCUAUGGCUAAUUUAGAAUCACCCCACUAACUACACCUGUUACACAACUGUGGGAGAAGCACCUGGAGAGAACCUGCACACUCCACAACAAAGGCCCCGCCCAGGGAAAAAGUCGAUGAAGUCUUAAAGAGCCUAAAACGUCAUGAGUCAAAUAUGACCCAUUGGCUUUAACCCGAACUAAAUCAUGUUCACGCUGGAUGUGAAGGAGGACUUCAUGUCCCAUGGUUCUUUGCGGCUCGGUGGUCCAGGGUGGACCUGUGAGAGGUGGAGCCUUCAGCCUCCUGAUGGAGAAGCAGUAACCGGAGAUCGCAGCCUCUGAGCGGACCGUGUGGACCCGAACCAGAGCCGAGCCUCCCGGAUUGUGUGUGUUUCCGCGUGCGUGUCGGUGCUUCUUGUCGGUGAUGGAGGCGGCGGAGGGUGGCGUGUGCGGGGUGAAGGUGAUGUGUCGCUUCAGGCCGCUGAACGAGGCGGAGCGGAACCGCGGAGACAAAAACAUCCCGAAAUUUAACGGAGAGGACACCGUGGUGGUGUCGGGGAAGCCAUAUGUGUUCGACCGAGUCUUCCCCCCAACCACUGAACAGGUUCAGGUGUACGACACUUGUGCCAAGCAGAUCGUCAGAGAUGUGUUGGGAGGAUAUAACGGCACCAUCUUUGCUUAUGGUCAGACCUCCUCAGGAAAGACUCACACAAUGGAGGGGACCCUUCAUGACCCUCAUCAGAUGGGCAUCAUCCCUCGUAUUUCCAGAGACAUCUUCGACCACAUCUACUCCAUGGAUGAGAACCUGGAGUUCCACAUCAAGGUGUCUUAUUUUGAAAUCUAUCUGGAUAAAAUCAGAGACCUGCUGGAUGUGUCAAAGACCAACCUGGCUGUUCAUGAAGAUAAGAACAGAGUUCCCUUUGUGAAGGGCUGCACGGAGCGCUUUGUUUCCAGUCCCGAGGAGGUGAUGGACGUUAUCGAUGAAGGAAAAGCAAACAGACACGUCGCUGUGACCAACAUGAACGAGCACAGCUCUCGCAGUCACAGCAUUUUUCUGAUCAACAUCAAACAAGAGAACGUGGAGACGGAGAUGAAGCUAUCAGGGAAACUUUACCUGGUGGACCUGGCAGGCAGCGAGAAGGUGAGUAAAACAGGAGCAGAGGGUGCUGUUUUGGAUGAGGCUAAAAACAUCAACAAGUCUCUGUCUGCUCUGGGGAACGUCAUCGCUGCCCUGAGUGAAGGAACGAAAACCCACGUUCCAUACAGAGACAGUAAGAUGACCCGGAUCCUUCAGGACUCUCUGGGUGGAAACUGUCGAACUACCAUCAUCAUCUGCUGCUCGCCGUCUGUUUACAACGAGGCUGAAACAAAGUCCACGCUCAUGUUUGGACAGAGAGCUAAAACCAUAAAGAACACAGUGUCUGUGAACCUGGAGCUGACCGCCGAGGAGUGGAAGAAGAAGUAUGAGAAGGAGAAAGAGAAGAACAGGAGUCUGAACAUCAUGAUCCAGAAACUGGAGAAUGAGCUGAAACGCUGGAGGAAAGGUGAGUCUGUACCUGUGGAGGAACAACUGGGCAACAGAAACAAGAAGUGCAGCAGCGAGACAGCAGCAGCGAUUGACAGCUUGGCUCCGCCCCCUGUCGCCUUGUCUGUGGAGGAGAAGUCGCAGUACGAGACUCUCAUCACUGACCUGUACCAGCAGCUGGACGACAAAGAUGAUGAGAUCAACCAGCAGAGUCAGAUGUCUGAGAAACUCAAACAGCAGCUGAUCGACCAGGAUGAGCUGCUGGCAUCUAUCCGCCAGGACUAUGAGCGGCUGCAGGAGGAGCUGUCCCGCCUGCAGAGGGAAAGCGAUUCAGCUAAAGAGGAGGUGAAAGAGGUGUUGCAGGCGCUGGAGGAGCUGGCUGUCAACUAUGACCACAAGAGUCAGGAGGUGGAGAAUAAGAACCGCUGCAAUGAACAGCUGAACGACGAGCUUGCUCACAAAACUGUCAGUCUGGAGGCUGUUCAGAGGGAGCUGUCCUCCCUGCAGGAGCUCAGCUCUCAUCAUAAGAGGAGGUCAGCGGAGAUCGUCACUUUGCUGCUCAGAGACCUCAGUGAGAUCGGCAGUGUUCUCGGAACCACCGAGCUCAAAGCUAUGACUGAAGUGAGUGGAGUGAUGGAGGAAGAGUUCACCUCUGCCCGACUCUACAUCAGUAAGAUGAAGUCUGAAGUCAAAUCUCUGGUGAACCGCAGCAAACAGUUGGAGGUCAACCUGACAGAAAACACCUGCAAGAUGAAGGCGAAUGAGAAGGAGCUGAGCACGUGCCAGCUGCUCGUGUCGCAGCUCCGGGCAAAGCUGGGGUCUCUCACCGAUGACCUCCAGAAGGUGGAGCAGAAGAAGAGGCAGCUGGAGGAGAGUCAGGAUGCUCUGAUGGAGGAGGUCGCCAAGCUCCGCGCUCAAGGUCAAAUGCACGAGCUGACAGUGAUGGACAAAGAGAAAGAACACAUGAGCCAGCUGAAGGAUGUUGUGGAGAUGAAGAGAACGCUGGAGGAACAGAUGGAGAACCACCGGGAGGUUCAUCACAAACAGCUGAGUCGACUCCGAGAUGAUAUCGAUCAGAAACACAGAGACGUUGACCGACUCAAAGACGUGAAUCAGGCUCUGCAGCUGGAAAACAGGAAGCUUCAGUCUGACUUGGACAAAUUGAGAGCAGAGGAUCAGAACAAAGACCAGAAGCUUCAAAAGCUCAUGUUUGUGAACGAGAAGAGAGAACAAGCCAAAGAAGACCUGAAGGGUUUGGAGGAGACAGUG
Haplochromis burtoni (Burton's mouthbrooder) is the source of this 4736-nucleotide messenger RNA. RefSeq names its product kinesin heavy chain. The record is from RefSeq and is a predicted model, not a curated record. Gene Ontology annotation, molecular function: ATP binding; microtubule binding; microtubule motor activity. Gene Ontology annotation, biological process: microtubule-based movement. NCBI's taxonomy places the organism in Eukaryota, Metazoa, Chordata, Actinopteri, Cichliformes, Cichlidae.